This is a messenger RNA of Paraphaeosphaeria sporulosa, 2022 nucleotides long. RefSeq names its product GTPase activating protein-like protein GYP1. Gene Ontology annotation, molecular function: GTPase activator activity. Lineage: Eukaryota; Fungi; Ascomycota; Dothideomycetes; Pleosporales; Didymosphaeriaceae. Gene Ontology annotation, biological process: activation of GTPase activity. The transcript is spliced from 5 exons. Gene Ontology annotation, cellular component: Golgi apparatus. The record is from RefSeq and is a predicted model, not a curated record. Bases 59 to 1804 code for a protein of 581 amino acids.
GGUACUUGACACACCGCCGAGCGCCUGCCCAUGCCAUUGCUAAUUCUUCCCCUAGGAAAUGGUCCAGGUCGACCGCUCCUCAUCAGCUUCUCCCUUCUGGCGGACAGCAUCGAAUACGUCCAAGUCACCGGACAACAAGAAGAUAAUAGGCGCUUCCUACUCGCAUGCCGACAUCCUCAAGUUUGACACAUUAUCUGUUUCAGGAACAAGCUCGCGCCCACGAACCCCGCCCUCUGCGACCCAUAGCCGCGAGUCCAGCAUCCCCGCCACACGAUCCAGCAAUGCCAGGUCCCCCCCGCCGCGCGCGACAUAUACUUCUUUUCUUAACCAAACACAUAACGACUGGAACGAUGGCGAAGAAGACGAAGGCGACAUCCUGUUUGAGGAUGACGAAGACGAGUUUGGACUGCCCAGUAUAGCAAGCAUGCGAAGGAAAGGCCGACGGAAGGAGCCAACAAAGGGCAAGGACCCCGGAGGGACCAGUAGGAAUAGCCUUGGAUCGACUGCAUGGCGCGCCAUAGACAGUGGCGAUAUCGCGGAGGAACGGGGCAUACCAAAUUACCCUGCAGCGAAGAAGACGGAAGGGAAGAUACUGCGGCCACAAUACCAAGAGAUAUUGCGCGAUCCUGCGAACUCGUUGCAUCUAAUAUCACACCCCUCGAUUCAUCCCACAGCAUCAGCGAAAGAGACUGAGGAACAUUCCGCACGUAUAUCGCGGAUUAAUAAGUUCAAGCGCAUACUACAAGCCAGCACCAUCUCUUUAUCGGAACUUCGCGACUCAGCAUGGUCGGGCAUACCAUCUGAAGUACGCGCCAUGGCAUGGCAGGUAUUGCUCGGGUAUCUGCCUACCAGCACCGAGCGCAGGGUUGCGACACUGGAACGAAAAAGAAAGGAGUACUUGGAGGGCGUUAGACAGGCCUUUGAGCGAGGAACCACGGGCAGCGCAGGCGCUGUUGCUGCUGGUGUUACGGGAGUCUCGUCUCUUCCUUCAGCGAACCGCGGGCGAGGGCGCGGUUUAGAUGAGGCUAUUUGGCAUCAAAUUAGUAUUGACGUUCCGCGGACGAAUCCGCACCUUGAGCUGUAUAGCUACGAAGCCACGCAAAGGUCACUGGAAAGAAUAUUGUACGUCUGGGCGAUACGGCAUCCUGCAUCAGGCUACGUGCAAGGCAUCAACGACUUGGUCACGCCCUUCUGGCAGGUGUUUCUCGGCGCCUACAUAUCGGAUCCAGAUAUUGAGUUCGGCAUGGACCCUGGACAGUUGCCGAAACAAGUUCUAGACGCUGUUGAGGCUGACUCGUUCUGGUGUCUCACAAAGCUUUUAGACGGAAUCCAAGAUAAUUAUAUUUCACAACAACCAGGAAUCCAGCGCCAGGUCGCGGAUCUCAGGGACCUUACCACGAGGAUCGAUGACAAGCUGGCGAAGCAUCUGCAGAAUGAGGGCGUCGAAUUCAUACAGUUCAGCUUUAGGUGGAUGAACUGUCUUCUAAUGCGCGAGAUAUCCGUUGAGAACACGAUCAGGAUGUGGGAUACGUAUCUCGCCGAAGAAGACGGAUUCUCCUCCUUCCAUCUCUACGUGUGCGCCGCCUUCCUCGUCAAAUGGUCAGACGAGUUGCGCAAAAUGGACUUUCAGGAGAUCAUGAUGUUCUUGCAGUCUCUGCCGACACGGCAAUGGACGAACAAGGACAUCGAGCUGCUGUUGAGCGAGGCGUUCAUCUGGCAGAGCUUAUUCAAGGGCAGCGGUGCGCACUUGAAGAAUACGGGUUCAAAAGGGAAUGGGGGUGUGGGAAUGGGGCCGAACUUUUGAGUUGGGGCCGGUGAUGUAUAAUGAUUGCAUGGAAUGAUCGAAGGUCCCAGAGCCGCCAUACCUUACUAUUGACCUGACCAACUGUGAAUGAGCUUGCGACGCAAUCUUGCGUUGAAGAGUGUUGGGCAUAGUAGUUCGCUAUCGUAUAUGACCACGAGGUCAUUCAGGCUGUUCGAUACGGGUGCAUGCUGUUGAUGCAACAAGUCAUUUGUCAAAGA